GGGCCACCCACCACGGACAGGAAGAACAGGCUCGAGAUCGUCAGCCUCUCACCCGCUUCUUGACAUUCGCCUUGGGCUUCCAGCCUGCCACAGAGCCUUUCGCACGCCUUCCAGCCCUCCCGGACAGACGGCCAACCUACUCUCUCUCUCUCAUUGAAUCUCGCCCGUGUUCCGCCCUCUCACCCACCGGAGGCACGAGGCCACCUGCUCAACCUGUCGACCCUUCCCGGUUCCUCCCCGGGUCCUCCGUACCCUCUUUACCCGUUAGGUUACCGAAGGGCCGCCAGACAAUCGAUCCUCGGAGGCUGGUGCCUCCCCGCCCACUCCUUGACCGUGGUGCUUGGACGUAAGUAGAGAUUCACGGAUCCGAACCUCCGGUAGCCAGUCCUCCGUGAGUGAGUGAGUGAGUGAGGCGCCCCCGGUCAUCAUGUCUGGUUUAACCCCGUGAUCUCGCCUUCAACCCUUUACCCCCUCCCACCCUCCCUGAAAUUCAUCGGGGAGUAGUUGGUCCCUCCCCACAUCGGCCAAUCUCGCAUCAGAAGGUGUUUCUGAGUCUCGAUCAGGCGCGAGUGGAAGGAAUCGGUCAUGAAAAUGGUCUUGUCCCAGCGACAAAGAGAGGAACUGAACAAGGCCAUCGCCGAGUAUCUCCAGAGCAAUGGAUACAACGAUGCCUUGGAACACUUUAAACGUGAGAGUGAUAUGCCCGGUGACAUUGACAAGAAGUUCACCGGAUUGCUCGAGAAGAAAUGGACGUCAGUCAUUCGCUUGCAGAAAAAGGUGAACGAAUUAGAGGCCAAAUUGACCGAGGCCGAGAAGGAGUUCAUUUCCGGGGCUCCCACACGAGAAAAGCGCUCCCCGGGCGAAUGGAUUCCGCGCCCACCAGAAAAAUACGCUUUGUCCGGCCAUCGGGCGCCCGUCACCAAAGUACUCUUCCAUCCCAUUUUCAGCCUCGUGAUAUCCGCCUCAGAGGACUCCACCCUCAAAGUUUGGGACUUUGAGACUGGCGACUUCGAGCGUACUCUCAAAGGUCACACGGACUCCGUGCAAGAUGUCGCUUUUGAUGCGCAGGGCAAGUUUCUCGUCUCGUGCUCGGCGGACAUGUCUAUCAAGGUAUGGGAUUUUCAAACAUAUGACUGCAUAAAGACACUUCAGGGUCACGACCACAAUGUGAGCAGUGUUUGUUUUGUGCCUUCCGGCGACCACAUCAUUUCAUCCAGUCGCGACAAAUCUAUCAAGAUGUGGGAGGUGGCCACCGGCUAUUGUGUCAAGACCUAUAAGGGUCAUCGAGAAUGGGUGCGCAUGGUUCGAGUCUUUUCGGACCAAUACAUUGCAUCGUGCUCCAACGACCAGACAGUGCGCGUCUGGGCACUUCAAACCAAAGAUUGCAAACUGGAACUAAGGGAGCACGAUCAUGUGGUCGAAUGUUUAGCUUGGGCCCCUGAAUCCGCCACGGGGGCCAUCAAUGAAGCUGCCAACGAGGACAACAAAUCCGAAGGAGGCAAGUUCAUCGGUCCAUUCUUGGCCUCGGGCUCCAGGGACAAGACCAUCAAGAUCUGGGACAUCACGUCCGGGUCAUGUUUGUUCACGCUCGUGGGCCACGACAAUUGGGUGCGCGGAUUGGUGUUUCAUCCGGGGGGUAAAUAUUUGCUCUCGGCCAGUGAUGACAAGACCAUGCGAGUGUGGGAUGUGGCUCAUAAACGAUGUCAGAAGAGGCUCGAUACGCACACGCACUUCUGCACGUCCUUGGAUAUCCAUCGCUCCGGGCCUUAUGUGGUCACGGGAAGCGUAGACCAAACGGUGAAAAUUUGGGAAUGCCGCUAGACGACUACAUCUCACCAAUGUCCCCAGAGGAUAUCCUCCUCUUCGUCAAGGAUAUGCUGCCCCCACCCCCUCCCUCAAUUACCACAGUUCCCCAUUUAUUUUGGUUUGGCUAACAAAUGGGGCUGAGGGGAGUCGGGGAAACUGGAUGCCUGGUUGAAAUUAACCCCAUGUAGCACGUUGUCUGGAGACGCGUUCGAACUCAAAUACACCCUCAGCCUUCCAGAUUGUCCUGCGCUUUAUACUACCUGACACUGUUCGCCUGAUUUAUGACUAAUUUGACACCCCAAGAUGGAUGAAAUUCUUCAUUCGUUUUAUUCUCGUAUCAUGCUUAACAUGGUGCCCUUCCAAACAACUUUCUCGUCUACUUCUUCUGUUACUAGUCGUCCUUUCUGCGCUUCCUACAUGGAACUCUCUCCAAUCGACUCCUCGCAAUCAUUUUGUCUUAUGGACACGAUGUGCGAUGAGGUUGUCCUGUAGGAUGAGAACACUUGCACAGGUUCCAUUUGAGAUGGAUUAUUUCGGAAUCCCUACACACUCAUUUCCAUUCGUGAAAAGAUCUGUGGUAAGUGUGGACAUAUAGACUCUUGGCUCUCUCACUCUCGGCCCCAAUCACCAUCAUUCCCCGACUGCAUUCCAGACUGGAGCGAAGCACAGAGACCAUAAACCUUACUUGGUGUUUCAAGCAAAUUAUCAAUGGCCACCCAAACUACUAUUAUUC
This is a messenger RNA of Tigriopus californicus, 2539 nucleotides long. It is a transcript of the gene Lis-1, whose product is annotated as lissencephaly-1 homolog. Gene Ontology annotation, molecular function: protein binding. The transcript has 3 exons. Bases 586 to 1821 code for a protein of 411 amino acids. The record is from RefSeq and is a predicted model, not a curated record. Lineage: Eukaryota; Metazoa; Arthropoda; Copepoda; Harpacticoida; Harpacticidae.